This is a messenger RNA of Ixodes scapularis (black-legged tick), 3532 nucleotides long. RefSeq names its product putative nuclease HARBI1. The transcript is spliced from 3 exons. NCBI's taxonomy places the organism in Eukaryota, Metazoa, Arthropoda, Arachnida, Ixodida, Ixodidae. Bases 9 to 1256 code for a protein of 415 amino acids. The record is from RefSeq and is a predicted model, not a curated record.
CGCCGCGGAUGGGAAAAGCUUGCCGGCUCCGACCUAGGCGAGCUUGGGCGAGUUGGGCGCGAGAUCGGGGAGAAGCGUCCAAAAUGGCAGCGUUUUUGUUCGUGUUUCGCCGCCGGCGUAGGUACUUAGACCACGCCAAUGCGUUUGACAUGGAUGACGUUGAUUUUCAACGACACUAUCGCCUCUCGAAAGACGUUGUAAGGUGGCUGUGCGACGAACUGCGUGACGAUCCUGGCUUGAGACGGUGGAGCCGUGCACGGACCGUCGUCACCGUUGAACAGCAAGUCCUCGUGGCGUUGCGGUUUUUCGCGACGGGAAGCUACCAGGGGUUGGUGGGGAGCGACCGAAAUCUCUCCGUCCACCAGACUACGGUGAGCUCAGCCGUCCGUGCCGUGGCCGUAGCCAUCGUUCGCCGCCUGGGCCCCGCGUGGGUCGCUUUCGCCGAGACCGUGGAAGAACGUGCGGCCACACAGGAAGCCUUCCUGCGACGAGGCACCCUCCCGGGCGUCGUUGGGUGCGUCGACGGGACGUUUGUGGCCAUCAAGGGUCCGUCACGGUUCGACCGAACCGUCACCAAGGCGUUGUAUUGGUGUCGCAAGCUCCACUACGCGCUAAACGUCAUGGUGGUGUGCGACGCCAACAUGCGAAUCCUGGCAGUCGACCCUUCGAUGCCUGGCUGCUCACAUGACGCCCUUGUGUGGAGGCAGUCUUGGGUGCGGCAGCAGUGCAUCGCUGGCAGGCUCAUCAGGCACGGGGAGUACCUACUCGGAGACAGUGGGUACCCGUUGGAGCCAUGGCUCAUGACUCCCGUGCCUGGCCGGCCAGCUGUCUCCACACCUGCCGGGCGUUACAACGCUGCCCACGCCUCAAUGAGGUCGGUGGUGGAGCGCUGCAUUGGGCUGCUGAAGAGUCGUUUUCGAUGCGUGCAAAAACACCGGGUUCUUUACCACCAUCCAAGGAUCGCCGGCACGAUCGUGGCAGCCUGUGCAGUGCUCCACAACAUCUGCCUCAGCGCAGGGGAAUCGGAUCCGGGAUCAUCGUCGUCGGAAUCCGAGUCAAGCAGCGGCUCUGACGAUGACAGCGAGGCAGACGAGAGCAGUGACGCAGCACGAGAGCGCAGAAUCCUGCAGUCGAGGCGCCUCUACAUUGAGGGUAAGGCCAUGCGGGACCAGCUUGUGCUUGGAGCUACCACAAGUCAUGUGCGUCGUGUACGUCGCCGGCUUCACCGGAUCCGCCAUCGUGGCCGCCACCAGUGAUGGUCUCAUACUUUCUAAGUGUAAUGCGUGCUCAGUGCUGUGGAUGUUCUGCCGGAGCCUUCUAGGACUCCGUGUGUGUGCUUGUACAGUGAGGUCCAUGUUGUGCCGGAGCCUCCUCGGACUCCGUGUGUGUGUCUGUAUAGUAAGGUCUGUGUUGUGCCGGAGCCUUCUAGGACUCCGUGUGUGUGCUUGUACAGUGAGGUCCAUGUUGUGCCGGAGCCUCCUCGGACUCCGUGUGUGUGUCUGUAUAGUAAGGUCUGUGUUGUGCCGGAGCCUUUUAGGACUCCGUGUGUGUGCUUGUACAGUGAGGUCCAUGUUGUGCCGGAGCCUCCUCGGACUCCGUGUGUGUGUCUGUAUAGUGAGGUCUGUGUUGUGCCGGAGCCUUCUAGGACUCCGUGUGUGUGCCUGUACAGUGAGGUGUGUUUACUGCCGGAGCUUGCUCGGACUCCGUGUGUGUGCCUGUACAGUGAAGUCUGUGUUGUGCCAGAGCCUUCUCGGACUCCGUGUGUGUGCCUGUAUUGUGAGGUCUGCAUUGUGCCGGAUCCUACUUGGACUUCGUGUGUGUGUGUGUGUUUGCCUGUGGGUGAGGUGUGUUUACUGCCGGAGCUUGCUUGGACUUCGUGUUUGUGUACAGUGUUUCCACUGUCCUUUUCGCAAGAUUCGCAGGUAUGUGGAUCCUAUGCAGUGUUUUGAGCUUUUUGUUUGGUGUUCUUUUGACAAGUUUCACGUGUACGGGUGUCACGUGAGAAGAAGUAGUGAGCGACGUCAUGUUUGAUGUUCUUUUUUGCAAGUUUCACACGUACGGGUGCCUCAGGAGAACAAGUAGUGACUCUGACGUCAUGUUUGAUGUACAUUUUUGCAAGUUUCACAUGUAUGGGUGUUCCGUGAGGGCAAGUAGUGACCCUGAUGUCGUGUUUGAUGUUCUUUUUUGCAAGUUUCACACGUACGGGUGCCUCAGGAGAACAAGUAGUGACUCUGACGUCAUGUUUGAUGUACAUUUUUGUAAGUUUCACAUGUAUGGGUGUUCCGUGAGGGCAAGUUGUGACCCUGAUGUCGUGUUUGAUGUUCUUUUUUGCAAGUUUCACACGUACGGGUGCCUCAGGAGAACAAGUAGUGACUCUGACGUCAUGUUUGAUGUACAUUUUUGCAAGUUUCACAUGUAUGGGUGUUCCGUGAGGGCAAGUUGUGACCCUGAUGUCGUGUUUGAUGUUCUUUUUUUUAAGUUUCACACGUACGGGUGCCUCAGGAGAACAAGUAGUGACUCUGACGUCAUGUCUGAUGUACAUUUUUGCAAGUUUCACAUGUAUGGGUGUUCCGUGAGGGCAAGUAGUGACCCUGAUGUCGUGUUUGAUGUUCUUUUUUGCAAGUUUCACACGUACGGGCGGCUCAGCAGGAUGUGUUUUUGCAUUAGACUUUUGUUGCGGCAUUUCUGCAAGUGUACGGAUGAAGGUACCUUAUGCAGUGAUGCCCGGCUAGCAAAGUGUUUGCUAGAGGGGAAAGGAGCUGGUAUCAACACCUUUACCCACGCAUCUGUUGAACCAUUGAUGGAGCACAUUGCCGGGCAGUUUAUAACUCUUCUCUCAACAGUUGCUUCCGAGGAGGCUCAUGGGCUCUUGUUAAACUCAACUGACAAAUGUAGUUUGUUAUACGCCCUGUUUUCGUCAGCCAACAUGCAUUGUUCAAGAUUUCGCUUGGUGUACAGAUUCCUCGGUGCUUGCAGAGGUUACGAGGUAUCUAAAACUUCAGAAAAAGCGCUUGUGAAAAAACUUUUUCACAACAUGCAUAUAGUUGUCGGUCCCUGCCUGUGAAUGAAUAGGUCACACUGACGCAUAGCUUAAGGCAAACAGAACUCGCUCUCAGUUCUAAUCUUUAUGGGGAAGAAUGUUUGAUGGCUGCAAGAACAGGGGCCUUGCAGUCCAGAGCUUGCACAGCUGGUUUCACGAGCUCUUCAAGACAGAGGCUUUGGGUAUCUCCUAGUCGCAAUGCUUUUCAAGGACGGGGUGGGGGGGAUAUUAGCUCAGCCUCGCAACUUUUGUCGUUACGAGGGAAAAGGUUACAUGAUUUGUUGUUAUUGAUGGAAAUGAGGGUUAAUUUGUUUACAUGUUCCAUGUCCCUCGUAGGUUGGGACGCCAGCUUUUGUUACAAAAGGUCAUACGGCCACCUACAUAAUCAAGAGCGGCAGUAGUUCAUUUCACAGAAUGUUCCAGAUUUCUCCACGUAAAUGUUUGUGAAACAUGCUAGAAAAGAAAUAAAAUGACCACAUCUUGUAAAACAUC